Molecule: messenger RNA, 1668 nt
Organism: Leishmania braziliensis MHOM/BR/75/M2904
Lineage: Eukaryota; Euglenozoa; Kinetoplastea; Trypanosomatida; Trypanosomatidae
Exons: 1
Coding region: 1-1668 (555 amino acids)
Source: RefSeq, a predicted model, not a curated record
AUGACCUCUACACAGCGGGUUCGCGACUUUGCAGGUGAUAUUCUUGCCUUUCACGAGACCCAUCAUGAUGCGCUAAAGGGCACACUCGAGCGGGAUCUGCACGGCAACCUCCCGCGCCACCUUCACAGUGAGAUUCUACAGGAAAACACGGCACCAUCUCGACCACCAACUACAGGAACGCCGCGAUCCUCGUUGUACCGCACGCCACAGUGGGCUGAGCUCAGCGAGUGCCUUCGUGAAGUGUCGUUGGCGCCUCUCCCAGAUGCAGAUGCCCCUCGCGUCGCCGAGUCCCGAGCAGUACCCCUCUCUCGCUCGUCAUCGACGACCACGUCGUCUUUGCCAGAAUAUCAGGUGGUAAAGCGCCUUGCGGAUCUCUCGCAGGCGUGCGAUGUGGACCCGGAAGCCGUUGCAGCCGCUCUGCAGGAGGCUGAGAAGGUGCUGGAGGCUCCCACGGACGCCGGCAGAGAUCGUGAAUAUGCACCCCGCGGCAGUGCGACGGCUGUCGAGCGCUCCGCAGCCAAGGCACGCUUACCGCUGGGUGGUGUGCAAGUGACAUCCGCCUCUGUCGCGCAUUCUGAAGAGGAUCUUCAUUCACGGCGGCCGCGACACCACCACCACCACCGACGGCGUCAGGAUCACCAUUGCGACGGGAGCUGUACCCGUUCACCUGACCGUGUCGCUACAGCCGCCAGGUUAGGAGCAACGUCUGGAUGCCACUGCUUCUUUCCAUGGGGUUGGCCAACCCUGCCUUGUCCUGUCCGCGCAGGGACGAAUAUAUCCGCCGACAACCACUCCAACCUUCACAUGUCUUCUGGGACGGCGGAAAUUAUUGACCCCGCCAUGCGUUGGUAUGACGUGUACUAUGCCUGGAUGCUCUACUACCAGCAGCUGUACGCCUUCCAGGUGCUGCAAGGACGGCAGCAGCAGUGCGCUAAGCAUGGAAAAAGACAGAGCUGCCGCAUCCAUCAUGGUAGGCAUGGCGACUCUCACACAGCCAGCUCGGGGCCUGAAGUGUUGACAGGAGACCAAGAAGACGGCACUCGAUGUGUUCAUGUGGAGCGGCACUCUCGCGCAGCCGCACAGGCAGAUCGAGGCGAUGUGGCCCAAGGGGGUGGAAGUGGUGUGGCUGAGGCCUCCCCAUUAAUGAAUGCACAGCCGAUUUUCCAUCACUGCCCUGUUUCUCCGCAGAAACCAAGGACUCAAACCUGCACGCCAAGAGCACUACAGGUGUCGGGUGAGAAAAACGCGAAAAGGGACGACGAGGCGGCACGUCUACGUGCUGAGCUGCGCCACCUCAAGGAGGAGUACGCAGCACUCUCAUCUUGCUUGGUCGAUUUGGGAGGUGAGGGGAGGCAGUUUCUGACUUGUGGAGAUCGUCGUGUUAGACACUCUGCCACCGCCUCUGUCGAAGGUGCAAACCUCGCAGAACCGCAUCCAGCGCGGCCGCCUGCGCCGGUAGCUCUUCGCGCGAAGGGUGGUAAGCGGUUUGGCAGCCGCGACGAUGCCGACCCAAUGUCACAUUACGGUUCUUUGGCACCCGCGGAGACUUGGCAGUCUCUUUCGGAGCGCCAGCGCAGCAAAGCCUUAUCUCCGGUGCCACAUGUCCGCACAGGUCGUGGUUCCUCACCACAGCGAUUUUCACAUCAGCGACCACAGUGGCGACACUGA